ACUGACCCUAGCUCAGCUCGUUCUGCUGGCGCACAGGAGGAACAAACAGGAGCGCUGGGAUUGGCUCGCUGCAUUCGUCUACUACCACUGGACGGGAUGCGACCACCUGAUGGUGUGCGUCUUCGUGACCAGUUAGUUGUGCGACGUGUCAAAUAA
Molecule: messenger RNA, 156 nt
Organism: Hydatigera taeniaeformis
Lineage: Eukaryota; Metazoa; Platyhelminthes; Cestoda; Cyclophyllidea; Taeniidae
Source: the annotation of a GenBank genome assembly